This is a messenger RNA of Jatropha curcas, 1760 nucleotides long. RefSeq names its product ATP phosphoribosyltransferase 2, chloroplastic. Lineage: Eukaryota; Viridiplantae; Streptophyta; Magnoliopsida; Malpighiales; Euphorbiaceae. Gene Ontology annotation, cellular component: cytoplasm. Gene Ontology annotation, biological process: L-histidine biosynthetic process. Gene Ontology annotation, molecular function: ATP phosphoribosyltransferase activity; magnesium ion binding. The record is from RefSeq and is a predicted model, not a curated record.
AGUAGAUCUUGACGCAUAUGCGUAUCAACUUGUUAUCAUACACACGGCCGUAUUUACCAAACAUCAACUAUCGUUCUGAAAACAGAAUCUAAACCGCAAACUGACUAUAGUGAAUGCAAUUUCUUCCCCUUCAAAAUCUUCCUUUUUUUUCUCACUUGGCCGCUUCACAUCAACGGCGGCGUUUCUCUCUCUCCUUCUCUCUAUAAUUUCUCCAUUUCUACUCUCAGUAGAGCUUUGUUUUUGCUAAGAAAACCAUGUCUAUGUCUCUUCUCCAUCCAAAUUUCCAACAAUGCCCCGCCGCCUUCUCUUCCUCCACCUCUCUCUUCCCGUCCCAUGCGUCUUUUCGCAUCAUUUCUCUAAAACCUUCUGGUCCUUCUUCUCUUAGACCUGUUUUCUGUUGCAUAUCCCAGUCUCAGGUCUCAGUUGUUAAUGGCGGAGUCAAUACUAGAGCCUCUGAGAGGAAUGAGAUUCGUCUUGGUUUGCCUAGUAAAGGUCGCAUGGCUUCCGAUACUAUUGAUCUUCUCAAGGACUGUCAACUGUCCGUCAAGCAGGUCAAUCCUCGACAAUAUGUUGCACAAAUUCCUCAGCUUUCCAACGUGGAAGUCUGGUUCCAGCGACCUAAAGACAUUGUGCGAAAAUUGUUAUCAGGAGAUUUGGACCUUGGAAUUGUUGGUUUUGAUACAGUCAAUGAAUAUGGACGGGGGAAUGAAGAUCUUAUCAUUGUUCAUGAUGCUCUUGAGUAUGGGGAUUGCCGUUUAUCCCUUGCAAUUCCUAAAUAUGGGAUUUUCGAAAAUAUAAAUUCAAUUGGAGAGCUGGCAAAAAUGCCUCAAUGGACAGCUGAGAAACCCCUCAGAGUUGCUACUGGCUUCACUUAUCUGGGUCCUAAAUUUAUGAAAGAAAAUGGAUUGGAGCAUGUGACAUUUUCAACUGCAGAUGGAGCAUUGGAAGCUGCUCCUGCGAUGGGAAUAGCAGAUGCUAUUUUGGAUCUUGUGAGUAGUGGAACAACAUUGAAAGAAAACAAUCUGAAAGAAAUUGAAGGUGGAGUUGUAUUAGAGAGCCAGGCUGUUCUUGUUGCAAGCAGGAAAUCCUUAAUGCAGCGGAAGGGUGCCUUGGACACAAUUCAUGAGAUUCUUGAAAGGUUAGAGGCACAUUUGAGAGCAGUUGGUCAGUUCACGGUAACCGCAAACAUGAGAGGAAGUAGUGCAGAGGAAGUGGCUGAACGUGUACUGAGCCAGCCAUCUUUAUCUGGGUUGCAGGGGCCUACUGUAAGUCCUGUUUUCUGCAAACGUGAUGGAAAGGUUUCACCAGAUUACUAUGCUAUAGUCAUUUGUGUCCCAAAAAAGGCAUUAUACAAGUCUGUACAGCAACUAAGAGCGAUUGGAGGUAGUGGAGUUCUAAUUUCUCCUUUAACCUAUAUUUUCGAAGAAGAGACUCCAAGAUGGCGCCAGCUUCUUUCAAAACUUGGGCUGUAGCUCAUUGCAUCCAAUGUUAUUAUUACUUCUCGUUACCGUUGUGCAGCUUCUUGAAAUAUUCAGGAUGUCUGAUCGGUAAAUUAUCUGCUCUUGGCCAUAUUCCGAGUGUUUAAAACGUGCAACAAACUGGACAGUUUACAAAAAAAUUUUGUAAUUUUUCUGUAUUUUAUGUCAAGCAACUUGAACUCCUUAAAUGGAUUUUCAUUCAAGUUUAAGAUUCUGUACACCACCUCAUAUUAUUUUACUUUAACAUUCAGAAUAUGUUAGCAUGAUACGUUUCCAAGUUCA